CACUUUAAAUCUAUUCAAAUUUAAAAAAAUAAACGAUCACAUCGUAUUAAAAUUGGGAGUGCAAAUGGCGUAAUUACUUGGUCCAGGAAAAUAAUAAGAUAAUUGAUGUGCACCGCAGUUGCCGGUGGCGCAUCAAAGGCCACGAAAUAAAUUUAGCCGCCGGUUAUCAGGAGUGAUUAGGAGCCGUGGUAAUACGGAUGAAUCAAUGCAGUAGGGAGGCCGUGUUACCAAGAACUUAUCAAUGCAAUACAGUACAAUGUUACAAUGGCCAGACAGCUGUUGAGGUUGACACGCUUUGUACUAUGCACGAUUUUAGUGGUCACCGUUCUGAUGACAAUUAUGGUGGACGGACCUAACCAGGAUACACAGCAUUUGGGUCUAAUCGUACAGGAAGAACAGCAAGAUAACCGCAGCAACCCCGAACUCGGCGUGUGGCUGUAUCGCGGGUCUGACUUCAUCACUCAUGAAGAUGGACGCGAGAACGUAGAAGAAAUGCAAUUACUGUUUCUAACAAGAAAAAAGUUCAUGAAUCGAGUUUGUAAACAUGAAGUCAGCAACCGUGCCCAAACCGUGCCUCUGAACCACAAAGAGUUCUUGAUAAACAGGGAGUUUAAAAUUGUAUGGUGCAGUAUUUUCAAAUCAGCUUCGUCUUCGUGGUUUGCGUACUUCCUUACACUGGCAGGUAAAAAUCCGAAUGUGAGAAAGAACUCCGAAGUCGAGCUGGCUCGUAAAACAGCAUAUCCACGCCCUUCCAUGCAAGACUUACAAGAAGUUCUCAACGACCCGUCGUACACUUCUUUCGUUAUUCUUAGAGAGCCUUUCCAAAGAAUUCUAUCUAGCUAUCUCGACAAGAUCGCAGGCAAAGAAGAAAGAUAUUAUCACUCAGUUCGCUGCAAAAUGACAAAACAGAAAAGAAGAACUUCUAAGCCAUGCUUCCCAACGUUUCCUCAAUACGUGGACUAUAUUUUAGAACAGUACGCUGCCGGCAAAAUGUUGGAUGAACAUUGGCAGCCCUACACACUCUUCUGUUCGUUGUGCCAAGUGAACUUCACUUACGUUCUUGCAUUUGAAAACAUCGCCGAGGAACAAAACUUCCUUUUGAAUCAUGUGGAAGGGCUACAAAAUUAUCCAUUAAAACAUGAGCAUUCGUCGGAGCACAACUAUAGUGCGCAGGUGCGUGAACAUUAUAGUCAACUCUCCCGAGCACAGCUGGAUGGGCUCGUGGAUAUCUAUAAGGACGAUUUUUUGAUAUCUGGUCACUCAUGGAUUGAGUAUUACGAGUAUAUUCAGUGAUCAAGCUAACAUUUUUACGUUCCGAAAAUACGUUAACCGCCACAAGCUGUAGAAAUAUUUAAUAGCGAACAACUCAGAUUUGGAAAGGUACAGAACGUUGCACUUACAUCAUAGAACAGCAGGGGCAAUGCCCAUUCGUACUGACUAUUACAUAUAAGUACUGACAACACACGUCGGAGCCGGACCACAUUACAACUUGCUACGUAUGACGCGUCUCACCAGUUCUUUAUUACGACAAUUUUUGUCUGACAAUUCGAAUCGUAAAAAUUUCAUUUAAAACAUCAUUAAAAUAAAUAGCAAAGUCAUUGAAGCAGUGAACGAAGCAUCUCGAGAGAAGAAGAGAGACAACGUUCAGAGAUUAUAAAGCCGGGAAUUAGAACAGUCAAGUAACGAAUCCCGCGCAAUAAUAAUUAUUAGCGAACAGGAGUACGGUUACGGCGAUCAGCAGCUGGGGUACGGCGACGAGCAUAGCGGUGAAGACAAAGUAACCAUUCCGAAGUACGACCAGUAUUAGUGUACGGCCAUUCCAACCUUCACGCAUCGUUUGUAGCUAUGAAGGCAGUACAAUGGCUGCGGUCCGGCUCAUUGAAAAAAUACGGCCGGGAACGUUUGGGUGAGAUUAGGUAUUACUAUUAUCAUUAUAUUAUACCACCGUCGCAUCACUCUUAGGAGAUCGCGCUACGCAUCAAAGUUUCAUUAUAAAGUAGGAAGUUCUAGUGAUGCAAGGAAUAGGUGUUCAAAUUUGAUUUUGUCAGGAUUACAUUAUUUUGUACAUGUGAUUUUAUCUACUUAUGAUAAACAGGGUCCAGUUCCUAGUUUAAUAUUGAAUGUACCAGUGUUUCAUCGUAACCUUCUCUUUGUAAUAUUUAUGUCGUGGUUUAUAUAUUGAUACGGGAACUAUAUAUAAUCACGUCUUAGAGGAAUGAAUUCCGGGACGCUAUGAGCGCAACGCUACUUACCUGCGAUAAAAGUAUGGAUUAUUGAUAAAAUGCAGUAAAAUACAAGGAAAUACACAUUUGCUUAUUUAUUUAGCAUUUUGUUGAAAAUUGACAGACAAAUAAAAAGAUUAAAAGGAUCAGAGUUGGGUCAAAAGUUUCUCUCUCGCGAAAGCUUUGUUGAAAUAAGAGCUAAUUAACUGACAACACAAUGCAUCGAAAAAAUAUACGGAGCCCCAGCUCAGAAUGAUUUGAAAAUGAAUAGAAAUGCAAGCGUUUUUACCAGAAACGAGUGGGAGGGAUCGAUGGAAUAAUAAAUUAGGUACAUAAUUUAAAAAAAAAAGAGUGGUUCGCUUCAAAAUUUGAACGGUAUUGUUGUAGUUAUCAAACCUGGUCAAUGAAAGAUAAACUAAUAACCUUCAUGAGAUAUCAGGUGAGAAAUAUUCUCGUGUAGAUCGGAUCGAAAAUCAAUUAAAUUGACCUACAAUAGUUUCUAAUAGUUUUAAAUUUUGCUCGUAGUUCAAGUCCAUAGAUGAAGAAGAGGAAAUGUUCAUAUAUUAGGAAUGAUCGAGGCCCCAGUUGCCACACUGAUUAAUUUGUCUAACAAAAAUUU
This is a messenger RNA of Hyalella azteca, 2841 nucleotides long. Its product is annotated as carbohydrate sulfotransferase 10. The record is from RefSeq and is a predicted model, not a curated record. Bases 265 to 1293 code for a protein of 342 amino acids. Gene Ontology annotation, molecular function: sulfotransferase activity. Gene Ontology annotation, cellular component: membrane. Gene Ontology annotation, biological process: carbohydrate biosynthetic process. The transcript has 3 exons. Lineage: Eukaryota; Metazoa; Arthropoda; Malacostraca; Amphipoda; Hyalellidae.